Exserohilum turcica Et28A is the source of this 1347-nucleotide messenger RNA. RefSeq lists its product as uncharacterized. NCBI's taxonomy places the organism in Eukaryota, Fungi, Ascomycota, Dothideomycetes, Pleosporales, Pleosporaceae. Gene Ontology annotation, biological process: positive regulation of catalytic activity. The transcript has a single exon. The record is from RefSeq and is a predicted model, not a curated record. Bases 1 to 1347 code for a protein of 448 amino acids. Gene Ontology annotation, cellular component: fungal-type vacuole; cell periphery.
AUGGAUGACUGCCCAAAGUCUGACCAUGGCAUUGAGUCCCUCGCCAGCAAUGGCGCCUCCCACCACGCUCGCCCAGACGCGGCGCCCCAGGGGACCUCGCUCCAAGCCUCGCCCUCGCCCUCGCCCUCGCCCGCCGUUGGCUCGACAUUGCCCUUGACCUCAGCCUCGCCCCAUGCCGCCAGACUGCUCCCGUCUCCCAUCCCCCCUCCCUCGUCGUCGUCGACGCUGCACUCGCACCCGCACCCGCACCCGCGCCCCCAGUCCAGAGUCAGCGCCGUGUCGGCCUUCUCCAAGGACACGACGACGCCCGACAGCGCCACGGUCCGCAAGAGCCAGUCGCACUCCAUCUCCAGCACGCCGCGCACCCUGGCGUCCUCCAACCGCAGCCUGACGGCCAGCGCCGACAACCGGGAGAGGCAGCGCGCCGUCCGCUCUCUCCCUCCCUGGGUCCAGUCUCCCGACGACGACGACGACGAUGCCGACGCCACCUCGUUCCUCCUGCCCCGGACCCCCACCACGGUCCGCCAUGCCAACCACAACUUUUGCCCCACGCCAAAGUCCAAUGUCCCCGGCCGCAAGUUCGACCACGUCCGCGAGGGCGCGCCCGUCACGCUCGCCACGCCCGUCAGCGACACGGCCCCCAAGUGGAAGCACUUCACCCACGCCUCCAAUCUCGACCGCCCCAUUUCGUCGCGCGGCCAGAUUGUCGACGACGACUGGCUCAAGGAGAACAUGCCCGACCUCGAGCAGAAAUGGGAGCCCAUUGGCGAGCGCCGCGUCGAGGAGCCCAUCAAGGGCUUCUGGCUCUUGAAUUCGGAGAAGCGCAAGCGCAAGCUCAUGCGUUUCCACAACACAAUCAUGAACCACCCCAUGGUCCCGGCCUUGGUCCGUGCCAUUGUUCUCAUCUUCUCCAUCCUCGCCCUCUCCCUCGCCAGCUCCAUCUACCGCCAUUCCGAUAACAACGGCUGCAGAAACAACUCGUCGACGUGGAUGGCCAUAUUCGUCGACAUUGUCGCCAUCUUGUACACAAUCUACAUCACCUAUGACGAGUACACGUCAAAACCCCUUGGCUUGCGCUCUCACAAUGCCAAGAUGUCCCUGAUCUUCCUCGAUCUAGCCUUCAUCGUCUUCGAGUCAGCCAACCUUAGUCUAGCGUUUCAGGCUCUGACAGAUGACAAGUGGGCAUGCGUCGAAUCCGACAGAUCAAACACCUGUCCCUACAGACAGAGCAUUUGUGAGCGCCAAAAGGGUUUGACGGCCACGCUGUUCAUUGCCCUCCUCGCAUGGAUAGCCACCUUUGCCAUCAGUACUCUGAGGUAUCUAGCGCCCCCUUCCCCCCCUGCAUAA